Uranotaenia lowii is the source of this 551-nucleotide messenger RNA. It is a transcript of the gene Dh31, whose product is annotated as diuretic hormone class 2. NCBI's taxonomy places the organism in Eukaryota, Metazoa, Arthropoda, Insecta, Diptera, Culicidae. The annotation marks the transcript as partial. Gene Ontology annotation, molecular function: G protein-coupled receptor binding; diuretic hormone activity. The transcript is spliced from 3 exons. The record is from RefSeq and is a predicted model, not a curated record. Gene Ontology annotation, biological process: body fluid secretion.
AAAUCGGUAGAAAAAAAAUAUAAAAAAUGCCAAAAGGUUCUUACCACUGUAUUUACAUUUUAUUUUUUUUGCAGUUAUGAUAAUUUUGGAAUGGAAGAACAACCAGAGGAUGUUUUAAUAGAUUUAAUAACGAGGUAUGGCCAAACAAUCAUGCGAGCUCGAGAUGAUUUGGAAAAUUCGAAGAGGACGGUUGAUUUUGGCCUUUCCCGAGGGUAUUCAGGUGCCCAGGAAGCAAAACACAGAAUGGCUAUGGCGGUGGCAAACUUUGCUGGAGGCCCUGGAAGGAAACGUAAAGUGGAACGAAGAAGUAUAAAAGAUUGAAUAUUUUCCGCAAAACAACAUUCUGAAAUUACAUCAAGUGCAAAAGUGAAACCCCUUACUUCGCAAUAAACACGUUCUAAUGAACCGAGUCUUAUAAAUUUUGCCGUUGGCAGAGUUUCUGGCAAUUAUGAUAUAGCAAUAGGAAAAUUGAUAUCAAUCGUAGCAGUGUAAAUACUAUUUUUCUAUACAUAAUAUAAGUUGACCUUGCAAUAAAAUGUCUGAUAUUUUCA